AUGUCCAAGUCCCUCAAGGUCGCCGCCAUCCAAGCCGAGCCCGUCUGGAACGAUCUCCAGGGCGGUGUCAACAAGUCCAUCGGUCUCAUCCAAGAGGCAGCAAAGAACGGUGCCAACGUUAUCGGCUUCCCUGAAGUCUUCAUUCCGGGAUAUCCAUGGAGCAUCUGGGCCAACUCGCCUACCGAGAACGCACCAUGGAUCAAUGAGUACUUCAAGAACUCAAUGGAGAGAGAGUCACCUGAGAUGGACCAGAUUCGAGCUGCUGUUCGAGAGGCAGGCGUCUUUGUAGUCCUUGGAUAUAGUGAGAGAUACAGGGGAACUCUUUACAUCGCACAGUCCUUCAUCGACGAGACCGGCACUAUUGUUCUUCACCGCCGCAAGAUCAAGCCCACCCACGUUGAGCGUGCUAUCUAUGGUGACGGGCAGGGCGAGUCUCUGACCAAUGUCGCCGACACGAAAUUCGGCAGGGUUGCUGGUCUUAACUGCUGGGAGCACACCCAGACACUUCUCCGCUACUAUGAAUACUCCCAGGAUGUCGAUAUUCACGUCUCCAGCUGGCCUUCUCUCUUCCCCCGGCACGUCCCCGAGUGGCCAUACCAUAUCACUCCCGAAUGCUGCAAGGCCUUCUCUCACGUCGUCUCCAUGGAGGGAGCCUGCUUCGUUCUUCUGGCAAGUCAGAUCAUGACUGAGGAGAACCAUAAGAAGGCAAACGUUGAGGGCUAUGACUAUACUAAGAAGUCUGGCGGUGGCUUCAGUAUGAUCUUCUCGCCUUUCGGAGAGGAACUUGUCGAGCCCCUUGCUCCUAACGAGGAGGGUAUUCUUUACGCUGAUAUCAACCUUGAGGAGAAGUACAAGGCGAAGCAGAACUUGGACAUUGUCGGCCAUUACUCGCGACCCGACCAGCUGAGCCUUCGCGUCAACAAACAUGCUGCCAAGCCUGUCUUCUUUGCCAACGACCUGUGA
Molecule: messenger RNA, 963 nt
Organism: Fusarium mangiferae
Lineage: Eukaryota; Fungi; Ascomycota; Sordariomycetes; Hypocreales; Nectriaceae
Exons: 3
Coding region: 1-963 (320 amino acids)
Molecular function (GO): catalytic activity
Source: RefSeq, a predicted model, not a curated record